AAAUGUCAAUAAAUGAUUUUAAAGGUAAAGAGUGACCUUUGUCAAGGAAGCUACAGGCUUAGGAUGGGACUACCCUCCAUGGCCCACAUUCAGUUAGGAAUUUUUACAUAGAGACUACCUGGUCCUGCCUCUUGCUCUUUUGUAUUUCUCUGCUUCUGGGCCUUAUCCCUCUGCCAAAAUCAUGCUCCACCAGAUACUUGGUCAGGCCAAGAAGUAUCCAAGCUUGGUCCUCCACUUUGUAUUUAUUGGAGCUGAAAGUACUGGGGUAGCGCUGUGUGUCUUACACCUGGCAUCGUUCAAUGCAGAUGUCUGCUGGGACAGAAAGAAUAACCCAGAACCCUGGAACAAUCGGGGUCCCAAUGAUCAAUACAAGUUCUACUCAAUGAAUUUAGGUUACAGUAAACUGAAGAGAGAAGGUCCAGACUUCUUACUGAAAUGCUUCACUGAACAGCUGCUUAGAAUGAAGAUCUUCCAGAGGCCAUCUGCACAAUUGUCCACUUACCCGGGAACUAUUUCCCCUCUAAAUGCUUCAAGUCAUGUUGGAGUACUGUGUUGGGGCUUGCACUGAUUAAUAAAUAUCUGAAACUU
Molecule: messenger RNA, 588 nt
Organism: Pipistrellus kuhlii (Kuhl's pipistrelle)
Lineage: Eukaryota; Metazoa; Chordata; Mammalia; Chiroptera; Vespertilionidae
Product: cytochrome c oxidase subunit NDUFA4-like
Exons: 1
Coding region: 182-568 (128 amino acids)
Source: RefSeq, a predicted model, not a curated record